Messenger RNA from Spizellomyces punctatus DAOM BR117, 2415 nucleotides. RefSeq lists its product as uncharacterized. The record is from RefSeq and is a predicted model, not a curated record. The coding region runs from base 565 to 2262 and encodes 565 amino acids. The transcript is spliced from 2 exons. NCBI's taxonomy places the organism in Eukaryota, Fungi, Chytridiomycota, Chytridiomycetes, Spizellomycetales, Spizellomycetaceae.
CAGGUUUUUGCUUCGCUAUACUUGUAGUUGAAAGGAUUGCAAGCAUAAUGGACAAAAUCAAACUACUGCUACUUGUAUGCUUGGCCGGUGGAUACAUAGAUACGAGUGGUAGAUAAUGCUUCUCACAACUCGUACCAGUCGUGAACAAUUCAUUGUUCAAGCAUAGCAGAAACACAGCAGCGCUGGCGUUAACCAGGUUUAAUCCCGCCAUAGCUGAACAAAUGCCAACCACGACGACCUGCUAUGCUUGAACGGUAAAUACGUCGACACGACUACAAGUAGUAUGUCAGUAUGAUUCAUGAAGCUAGUUAUUCUAGUACUACAUACUCUAACGAUAAGUGCAUAACUCGAGCUUACGAGCGACUCACCUUGUCUUGGACUGAUGUCCCUCCCAUCGUCCCGGAAUUAAAGGGGUCUCAGGGUCACUGGCUAAUCGUUCCAAAUUCUCCGAACGCAAUAAUUUAUUCAUGGCUUGCAAUAACCUCCAAGCCAAAAAUAGUGUAUUACAGCAGCUGCAUAUAGAACUAUCAAUCCUUGCUCUUAUUUUCUGCGGCACCCGCAGGUAUGGCUGCAAAGAAGGGUGGCCGGAAAGGUAUUGGCAAGAAACCCAAGAAAAAUACCCCUGUCAUUCCGCCAGUCUUUGAUUACAGCACUUACAUCCAACCAAAAUGGACCCCAAAGCACCUGGAACCGGAAGCCUUUGCAGGAGCUGCCGCACAAAUGCGAUCAGAUAUGCACGAGCGAUUAGAAAAUGAUACCGUGACUUUGCGAAUCCGACAGGUGGAUUGGGAGUACCACGAUGCAUUCGUAAUGGUUGAAAAGGGAUGCACAAUCAUGAGAUUGAUGAGGGAUAUGAUAGCUGAGCAGAUACAUGGUGGGGCAGUCGACGCAGAUGAUGUGAUGGUAUAUCUGGGAAAGGAGACGGAAAGAUCGGCUGAUGAGACAACGGAAGAUACCGGUCUUGGAAGGGAGGACGGCUCUCGCAUGUCGCUGAAGAUAGAAAGAGAUGAUGCUGGCUGGGACAGAGAAUUGGAGUCAUCUACUUGGUCGAUUUCAGCAGCAAGACAGGCCGUCAAUGACAAAUCGAGUCACAUCACCAAAACUUCCGAAACUAGACCCGGCCGGAGAGCAGAUCCAUUAACACGAUUGGAAAAUUGCUUCCCAGAAGUUAUGAACUUCCCAUCUCGGGGUCGAUCUGUGUCCCCGCCUCGACCACCGCUUGCUACCCUCCCCGCUGAUGACCCAAAUCUGAUCGAGACUCCCAACGGGGCGAAAGGUGCUACUGCUAGCAAGACGGAUAUCUUGCCUUUGGGACGAGUGGUUUUUACAAAUGAUCUUCAAGCGCGGUUACAAGAAAUUGCGCAAGCUCAAGCAGAAAUGGCAAGGCAAUUGCAGUUGGCAGCCGCCGGUAUGGCAAAUAUCCCGGCAAGACGUGCUACAUUUGUGCAAGGACUAGGGAUGUUGUCGUCGACAACGGGAGGCCCACUAAGCCGACGUGGAAGUUUCAUGGUUCCACCACCAGUUCCGCUGUCUCGAGCUACGUCUGGGGUGUUGGACAUGAGUGGGUUACCUCCGCCAUUGGCGCCAACACAAGUCCAGCUUCCUCAGGCCGUCACUAUCUGGUACGACAUUGGCUCACACACAGCACCUCGAGUGGCUCCAACGGCAUCCCUGUCCCGGGAGAUUGCCAACAUCUCAACAUGCGCAGGGAAGAAACGCGCAUCAUCAGCGUCAGCGAGCCGUGCCUCAUCCGCUCGAAAUCGUGACAAUGAUGCGUCGAAAAGUCCAGCACUUUCCAAGGUCACCUCAAGUGUCUUUCUCGCACCGUUACCAGCAGCACCAUCCUUCCGGCAAACCCAUCCUUCCCAACCAUUCCACCGCUUUGACCGCUCGGAUCCUAUCGUCAUGUAUGAGGGCUUCAAAUUUCGCCGAAAAUCGGUACCAGGCCCAAAUGUUUCCUUACGCCCACCUUCCGCAUCAUCUGGGCGAGGACUUGGCAGAGGAACAAUUGGGCUUUCCAGAUCACGUUCGGCGAUGGUGGCAAGCGGGGCCAGUGCCCUUAACCUUUACAGAGCGGCGGCGGGUCGUAGAAGGGAUAAUGGUCGACAGGAAACGCCACCUACGCAUGAUUCGGGAGGCCUCGGCGAGGGAGAUGAAAAUUCUAUUUACGAGUCAGCAGAAAUGGAUGCAGCGUCAAAGCGGAGGACAAAGCCUUCAGGAUUGGCCACAUUUAAUGAAGAUUCUCAGACUGCGAAGCCCUGAUUAUGCUGAAGUAUUCCAGAUCUCUCAAAUGCUCGGUGGAAAAGCGAUAUCGCCUGUACCCACAUGUGUGUGUAAAUAUAAUUACUUCUCAGGCCUGCAGCGUAGACAAUUAUGUAAUUUUCACGUAGGAAGUAUGUUAUCCCAGAAAUUGAC